Molecule: messenger RNA, 3249 nt
Organism: Miscanthus lutarioriparius
Lineage: Eukaryota; Viridiplantae; Streptophyta; Magnoliopsida; Poales; Poaceae
Source: the annotation of a GenBank genome assembly
AUGCGACGGCGGCCCCCGCCGCCGCCGCCGCCACCACCACCGACUACGCCCAUGGCCGCUCGAACCCUGCUGCUGCUCGUGCCGCUCUUGCUGCUGCUCGCUGACGCCACCUCGGCUUCCGUCAGCGGCGAGCGCGAGGCGUUGUUGAAGUUCAAGGCGGCCGUGACGGCCGACCCGGGCGGGCUGCUGCGCGACUGGUCCCCGGCGUCCGCGGACCACUGCCGCUGGCCGGGCGUGUCGUGCGGCGCGGCCGGGGAGGUGGUCGCGCUCAACGUCACCUCCUCGCCCGGGCGCGCGCUCACGGGCGCGCUGUCCCCGGCCGUCGCGGCGCUGCGGGAGCUCCGCGUACUCGCGCUCCCGUCCCACGCGCUCUCGGGCCCGCUCCCGCCCGCGAUCUGGACGCUGCGCCGCCUCCGCGUGCUCGACCUCUCCGGCAACCGCCUCCAGGGCGGGAUCCCCGCGGUGCUCGCCUGCGUCGCCCUCCAGACGUUGGACCUUGCCUACAACCAGCUCAACGGCUCCGUGCCCGCCGCCCUCGGCGCGCUCCCUGUGCUGCGGCGCCUGUCACUUGCCUCCAACCGCUUCGGUGGCGCCAUCCCUGACGAGCUCGGUGGCGCCGGUUGCCGCAAUCUGCAGUUCCUCGACGUCUCUGGGAACAUGCUCGUCGGUGGCAUCCCCCGGAGCCUGGGGAACUGUACCGAGCUGCAGGCGCUGUUACUGUCCUCCAACAAUCUGGAUGACAUCAUCCCGCCGGAGAUUGGUCACCUCAAGAACCUGCGUGCUUUGGAUGUGUCCAGGAACAGUUUGAGUGGGCCUGUGCCAGCGGAGCUUGGUGGUUGCAUUCAGCUGUCAGUGCUUGUGCUGUCCAAUCCUUAUGCGUCGCCUGGUGGUUCUGAUUCUUCUGACUAUGGUGAGCCUGAUGACUUCAACUACUUCCAAGGAGGGAUUCCGGAUGCUAUCGCUACGCUGCCGAAGCUGAGGAUGUUGUGGGCGCCAAGGGCCACAUUGAAGGGAGAGCUGCCGGGUAAUUGGAGUUCUUGCCAGAGCUUGGAAAUGAUGAAUUUGGGGGAGAAUCUGUUCUCCGGCGGGAUUCCCAAGGGGCUGGUGGAAUGUGAGAACAUGAAGUUCCUGAAUUUGAGCAUGAACAAGUUUUCAGGUUCAGUUGAUCCUUCACUGCCAGUGCCUUGCAUGGACGUGUUUGAUGUCACUGGAAACCAGCUGUCUGGCUCGAUUCCAGUAUUUAUCUCAAAAAAGAAUUGUUUUUCAUCCCAGCCUCCAUUGGAUGACUUGGUGUCAGAGUAUUCUUCUUUCUUCACAUAUCAAGCGCUUGCUGGCUUUAUGUCAUCCUCAUCACCAUUGGGUGUGCAUUUGACAAGCUACCAUAGUUUUUCCAGGAACAAUUUUACUGGUGCAGUUACAUCCUUGCCUCUUGCUACUGAAAAGUUGGGGAUGCAGGGGUCCUAUGCAUUCUUGGCUGAUGGGAAUCAUCUUGGUGGUCAGCUUCAGCCUAGUCUAUUUAACAAGUGCAACAGCUCAAGGGGCUUCGUCGUGGAAGUCAGUAACAACUUGAUAAGUGGAGCUAUUCCUGCAGACAUUGGCUCGCUGUGCAGUUCUCUCGUUGUUCUUGGUAUUGCUGGUAAUCAGCUUUCAGGUAUUAUACCAUCAAGUAUUGGGGAAUUAAGUUACCUUAUCAGCUUGGAUUUGAGUAGGAAUCGCCUCGGUGGUGUAAUUCCUACUUCUGUGAAGAACUUGCCGCAUUUACAGCGCCUCUCUUUGGUUCAGAACCUUCUGAAUGGCACCAUUCCAGCCGAUAUUAAUCAGUUGCACGCUCUCAAGGUUUUGGACCUGUCAUCCAACCUCCUCACAGGGGUGAUCCCUGGUGCCCUUGCUGACUUGAGAAAUCUCACUGCUCUACUCCUUAAUAACAAUAACCUUACUGGGAAGAUUCCUUCAGGAUUUGCUAACUCAGCAUCUCUUACCACGUUUAAUGUGUCAUUCAACAAUUUGUCUGGUCCAGUGCCAACAAAUGGUAAUACAGUUAGAUGUGACAGCGUUAUUGGGAAUCCUUUACUGCAAUCUUGUCAUGUGUACACUUUGGCUGUACCAUCAGCUGCUCAGCAGGGUCGAGGCUUGAAUUCGAAUGACAACAAUGAUACAGCACCUUCAGACUCGCAAAAUGAAGGAGCGAACAAUUCAUUUAAUGCAAUUGAGAUUGCUUCAAUAACUUUUGCAACAGCCAUCGUUUCUGUCCUCCUUGCACUGAUCGUGCUCUUCAUAUACACAAGGAAGUGUGCUCCCCGGAUGUCAGCUCGGUCUUCUGGAAGGAGAGAAGUUACACUCUUCCAAGAUAUUGGUGUCCCAAUCACUUAUGAGACUGUUGUUCGAGCCACUGGAAGUUUCAAUGCAAGCAAUUGCAUUGGAAGUGGAGGCUUUGGAGCCACUUACAAGGCUGAAAUUGCACCUGGAGUGUUGGUAGCUAUUAAGAGGCUCUCUGUCGGGAGAUUUCAGGGAGCCCAACAGUUUGAUGCUGAGAUAAAAACCCUAGGGAGAUUAAGACAUCCAAAUCUUGUUACCUUGGUAGGUUACCAUCUUGGCGAGUCUGAAAUGUUUCUCAUAUAUAACUACUUGUCUAGAGGAAACCUUAAGAGGUUUAUACAGGAGAGAUCAAAGAGACCGGUAGACUGGAAAAUGCUGCACAAGAUUGCAUUGGAUGUUGCCAGAGCACUUGCUUAUCUGCAUGAUACCUGUGUUCCCCGUAUCCUUCACCGGGACGUGAAGCCGAGCAAUAUUUUGUUGGACACUAACAAUACUGCAUAUCUCUCGGACUUUGGACUGGCAAGACUCUUGGGAAAUUCAGAAACACAUGCAACCACUGGUGUAGCUGGAACAUUUGGAUAUGUUGCUCCAGAAUAUGCUAUGACUUGUCGUGUUUCAGAUAAAGCUGAUGUGUAUAGCUAUGGUGUUGUCCUGAUGGAGCUAAUCUCAGACAAGAAGGCCUUGGACCCGUCAUUUUCUCCUUAUGGUAAUGGGUUCAACAUAGUUGCUUGGGCUUGCAUGCUGCUUCGUCAAGGCCGUGCCAGGGAAUUCUUUAUUGAUGGUCUGUGGGAUGUUGGCCCACAUGACGACUUGGUAGAAACAUUGCAUUUAGCAGUGAUGUGCACUGUUGAUUCACUCUCUAUACGUCCAACUAUGAAGCAGGUCGUUCAGCGAUUAAAGCAGCUACAGCCUCCAAUUCGUGAACAUCGAUAG